Messenger RNA from Aspergillus tanneri, 648 nucleotides. RefSeq names its product SNAP receptor SEC22 (gene SEC22). The coding region runs from base 1 to 648 and encodes 215 amino acids. Gene Ontology annotation, biological process: retrograde vesicle-mediated transport, Golgi to endoplasmic reticulum; endoplasmic reticulum to Golgi vesicle-mediated transport; vesicle fusion with Golgi apparatus. The transcript is spliced from 5 exons. Lineage: Eukaryota; Fungi; Ascomycota; Eurotiomycetes; Eurotiales; Aspergillaceae. Gene Ontology annotation, molecular function: SNAP receptor activity. Gene Ontology annotation, cellular component: endoplasmic reticulum membrane; SNARE complex; Golgi membrane. The record is from RefSeq and is a predicted model, not a curated record.
AUGGUCAAAUCAACUCAGAUCGCCAGGCUUGAUGGUCUCAUGUUGGCUGCGUCGGUGGACGAUGAACAGGCCGAGGUGGAGCUCUCGGAAAUCAAAGGACAAGCCAAGAUGAUCUUCCGGCGAUUGAGUCGCAAUGCUGCACCGCAAGCUAGUAUUGAAUCGGGCCAGUAUAAUCUACACUAUCUCAUUCAAGAUGAUAUUUGUUUCCUUUGCAUAUGCGAUCGUUCCUAUCCACGCAAGCUAGCAUUUACCUAUCUCGCCGAUCUAGCAACGGAAUUUACCACGACAUACUCGCCCGCACAAUACCAGUCUCCCAAUCUGCGACCCUAUGCCUGCGUAGAGUUUGACACAUUCAUCCAGCGCACCAAGAAGCUUUACCAGGACAGUCGAGCCUCGCAAAACCUUGAUCGGCUUAACGACGAACUUCGAGAUGUAACCAAAGUCAUGACAAAGAAUAUCGAGGAUCUCUUGUACCGAGGCGAUAGCCUGGAAAGGAUGGGUGAGUUGUCGGGACGCUUGCGCGAAGAUAGUAAAAAGUACAGGAAAGCCGCGGUACGCAUCAAUUGGGAGUUGUUGAUGAAACAAUACGGCCCUUUUGCUGGUGUCGGAUUUAUUUUCAUUUUCCUUAUCUGGUGGCGCUUCUUCUGA